This is a messenger RNA of Penicillium digitatum Pd1, 1500 nucleotides long. Its product is annotated as purple acid phosphatase family protein. NCBI's taxonomy places the organism in Eukaryota, Fungi, Ascomycota, Eurotiomycetes, Eurotiales, Aspergillaceae. The record is from RefSeq and is a predicted model, not a curated record. Gene Ontology annotation, molecular function: acid phosphatase activity; metal ion binding.
AUGGUCAUGGGUGGAAUUUCGUUCCUCAAAUUGUUGCCCUUCGUGGCUAGUUGCGUCAUUGCUGGUGUCACAUAUCCUCAGAUUCCGACGGAUUUGACUACACCAUUCCAGCAGCGAUUGGCAGUCUAUGGACCUAAUGCUGUGUCGGUUGGUUGGAAUACCUAUGGACAGCUGGAACAAAGUUGCGUGAGCUAUGGCUUGUCAGAAAGCAACCUGAACACCAAAGCUUGCUCAUCUUCGUCGACCACCUACGACCCCUCCCGGACGUGGUCGAAUGUCGCCAUCCUAACAGGCCUGACCCCCGGGACAACCUACUACUAUAAGAUCGAGUCCACAAACUCGACAGUGGGCCAUUUCCUCAGCCCUCGCACACCCGGCGAUAAAACUGCGUUCAGCAUGGACGUGGUCAUUGAUCUUGGUGUCUACGGCAAAAAUGGCUUCACAUCUCAAAGCACAAAAAAGGACACCAUCCCAGUUGUGGAGCCAGAACUAAACCACGCCACAAUUGGUCGCCUCGCGGAAACGAUCAACGAUUACGAGCUCGUCAUCCACCCAGGAGACUUCGCUUACGCCGACGACUGGUAUCUCAAGUUCGCAAACUUGCUGGAUGGCAAAGAAGCCUACGAGGCCAUUAUCGAACAAUUCUACGACCAGCUCGCACCAAUCGCAGGCCGCAAGCUCUACAUGGCCAGCCCCGGAAAUCACGAAGCAGACUGUUCAGAGAUUCCAUACUUGAACGACCUUUGCCCUAAAGGCCAAAAUAACUUCACUGAAUUUAUGCACCGUUACGAGAAUCUCAUGCCGCAGUCUUUUGUUUCUUCGUCAUCCAACACAGCAGCCCAAACCCUGGCUCGCACAGCCCGCAACCUCUCAAACCCACCCUUUUGGUAUUCUUUCGAGUACGGCAUGGCCCAUGUCGUCAUGAUCGACACCGAAACAGAUUUCCCUAAUGCACCAAGCGGAAAAGAUGGCUCCGCUAAGCUGAACGGGGGGCCAUUUGGUGCUCCAAAUCAGCAGCUCGACUUCCUCAAGGCUGACCUCGCUUCCGUCGAUCGAAGUGUUACCCCUUGGCUAAUUGUUGCCGGGCACAGACCGUGGUACUCAACUGGAGGAUCGUCGAGCAUCUGCGGUCCCUGCCAAGAGGCGUUUGAGGGUCUGUUUUACCAGUACGGCGUUGAUGUCGGUGUUUUUGGCCAUGUGCACAACUCGCAGCGGUUUGCACCUGUUGUUAAUGGCACCGCCGAUCCCAACGGCAUGGAGAACCCUAAGGCGCCCAUGUAUAUUAUUGCUGGCGGUCCGGGUAAUAUUGAGGGGUUGAGCUCUAUUGGCAGCCAGCCUACCUAUACGGAGUUUGCGUAUGCCGAUGACUAUAGCUACAGCACGCUUAGCUUUUUGGAUGAGCAGCACUUGCGGGUUGAUUUCGUGAGGUCUUCUACUGGAGAGAUCCUGGAUUCUAGUACUUUGUACAAGACGCAUGCGGUGGAUUUUGUGGAUCAGUGA